AUGCAAGUAGAUGGACAAGUGCAGUAUGGACAGCAGCAGUUUAAAUGUAGUGUUUCGUGCUCUACUGAUGACCCAGGUUUCUCUUCGGUGAUUCACGAGAAGCUCCAGGUUCCCAAUACCAUUCGGAAGGCGUGGAACGAGAAGGACAACAGAUGUGAUGUUUGUGCCACACACCUGAACCAGCUGAAGCAAGAGGCCAUUCAGAUGGUGCUGACUUUGGAGCAAGCUGCCAACUCAGAACACUACGAUGCCUCGCCAGGCUCUCCCCCACCUCUGUCCAACGUGCCCACGCUGGUGAGCCCCCGGCACAUGGGCAGCCUGCAGCCCAGGGACUGGGCCUACGUGCCUGCUUCUUACGCUCCAUCCAACUACACAGGCUUUGUUGCCAACAAACACGGUGGAAAACCCAACAGUCUAGGAAUUGGAAACGGGGUGGAGAAAAAAAAUGGCUCUCCUGGACACCAAGCCAAGGUCAGCUUUCAAAUGGCCACCAGCCCCAGCAAUGGUAAUGUUCUCAACUCGGUGGCCAUCCAGGCCCACCAGUACCUUGAUGGCACCUGGUCUUUGUCAAGAACGAAUGGAGUCACUCUCUACCCCUACCAAAUAUCUCAGCUUAUGACAGAGGGUGGUCGAGAGGGCCUGACUGAAGCAGCCCUGAACCGCUACAAUGCAGACAAGCCCUCCCUGUACAACUUCCCUGCUUCCCAGAGCACAUCUGUUGCCAGUGAAGUAUCCACAGGCACCUCGGUGGCAGCAUCGUUUUUUGCCAGAGCUGCUCAGAAAUUGAACCUGUCUUCCAAAAAGAAGAAGCACAGGCCUUCUGCAUCAUCUGUUCCUGAAUCUCCUCUCUUCUCUACCUGCUUCAGCAGUAUCCUUCAGACUUCCCCACCCCCUGCACCACCAUGUUUGUUGAGGGCAGUCAGCAAAGUGAAAGACACUCCUGGUUUGGGCAAGGUCAAAGUCAUGGUGCGCAUUUCUUCCACGCUUGCCAGAGACACGUCUGAGUCCAGCUCUUUCCUAAAAGUUGACCCCCGCAAGAAGCAGAUCACGCUGUAUGACCCGCUGGCCUGCGGAGGUCAGAAUGCUUUCCAGAAAAGGGGCAGCCAGGUUCCACCCAAGAUGUUUGCUUUUGAUGCAGUUUUCCCUCAGGAUGCAUCACAGGCCGAAGUAUGUGCUGGGACUGUGGCUGAGGUGAUCCAGUCUGUGGUCAAUGGGGCAGAUGGCUGCGUGUUCUGCUUUGGCCAUGCCAAGCUUGGGAAGUCAUACACCAUGAUUGGGAAGGAUGAUUCCAUGCAGAACCUUGGAAUAAUUCCUUGUGCCAUCUCGUGGCUAUUCAAGUUGAUUAAUGAACGCAAAGAGAAGACAGGAGCGCGCUUCUCGGUCCGGAUAUCUGCAGUGGAAGUGUGGGGGAAAGAAGAAAAUCUGAGGGACCUGUUGUCAGAAGUGGCUACAGGCAGCCUGCAAGAUGGCCAGUCCCCAGGUGUCUACCUUUGUGAAGAUCCCAUUUGUGGCAUGCAGCUUCAGAACCAGAGCGAGCUGCGUGCCCCCACGGCAGAGAAGGCCGCCUUCUUCCUGGACGCCGCCAUCGCCUCCCGGCGCAGCAGCCAGCGGGACUGCGACGAGGAGGAUCACCGCAACUCCCACAUGCUCUUCACGCUGCACAUCUACCAGUACCGCAUGGAGAAGAGCGGCAAGGGCGGAAUGUCUGGAGGUCGCAGCCGCUUGCACCUUAUUGACCUGGGCAGCUGUGUGAAAGUGCUCAGCAAGAACCGCGAGGGGAGCUCCGGCCUCUGCCUCUCCUUGCCCGCGCUGGGCAAUGUCAUCCUCGCCCUUGUCAAUGGCAGCAAACACAUCCCAUACAAAGACAGCAAGCUGACCAUGUUGCUCCGAGAGUCCUUGGGGAACAUGAAUUGCCGCACCACGAUGAUCGCUCACAUUUCAGCCGCCGCGGGCAACUACGCGGAGACGCUCUCCACCAUCCAGAUCGCCUCAAGGGUCCUCAGGAUGAAGAAAAAGAAAACUAAGUACACAUCAAGUUCUUCUGGAGGAGAGAGCUCUUGUGAGGAGGGACGGAUGCGGAGGCCAACCCAGCUGAGACCUUUCCAUUCUAGAAACACUGUGGACCCAGACUUCCCUAUUUUGCAUUUAUCAAGUGAUCCUGAUUAUUCAUCCAGCAGUGAGCAGUCGUGUGACACGGUGAUUUACGUUGGCCCCAAUGGCACUGCCCUCUCUGACAAGGAACUGACAGAUAACGAGGGUCCCCCUGACUUUGUUCCCAUAGUUCCUGCUCUGCAAAAGACCAAAAAUGAGGGCAGGUUGGAGGAAGUUAGUGAAUCAGGGCCCAGCGCAUCUGAAAGAGACUGCCUGAAGUGCAACACCUUUGCAGAGCUCCAGGAGAGACUGGAUUGCAUUGAUGGCAGUGAAGAGACUGACAAAUUUCCCUUUGAAGAGAUGCCUGCUCAAUUUAGUUCAGACCAGAUGUCUAAGUGUGCUGUCUCAAGCCAGCUGGCAGAGCUUAGCCACUUACCAGAGUCAGAUAAGGAAGAUACGAUGCCAGAAUGUCAGCAUCCUGAUAGAGAAGCCAAGGAAAAUACAAACACAACACCCAGCAAAACUAGAAGAAAUCACUCCCCUGUUCCUUCUGGAGCUCUUACCAAUCUUUCAACUCCUUCUUCUCCCAGGAGUGUAACGGGCAGCUCUAGUAAAGAGCUUAACUCUUGUCAGUUAGCACACAGCACCAGCUUGCAGAGCAGCAGAGAAGGGCUCAACACCUCUGGAUUUGUGGAAGGCAAACCUCGGCCAAUGGGUUCCCCCCGGCUUGGCAUUGCAAGCCUCUCAAAGACAUCUGAGUAUAAGCCACCAACUUCUCCUUCCCAGAGGUGCAAGGUCUACACACAGAAAGGAGUCCUGCCCAGCUCCACUCCCCCACCAGCUCCCCUGAGUAAGGAUGCCACCAUGACAUCUACUGAAUCUUUAUUACAGCCAGAAAUCCGGACCCCACCUGUAGGUAUGAGCCCUCAGAUUAUGAAAAAGUCAGUGUCGUCCAACAAUGGGGAUUUUGAAGAGACCGUUCUCAAUGAAGAUGGGCAACAAAGCAUUUCUCCAGAAUCCAAGAAAGAGAUUCUGAGCACAACCAUGGUGACUGUGCAGCAGCCAUUGGAGCUGAACGGAGAGGAUGAGCUUGUGUUCACCCUUGUGGAAGAGCUGACCAUUAGUGGUGUCCUUGACAAUGGGCGCCCAACCAGUAUCAUCAGUUUUAACAGUGACUGCUCCGUGCAGGCUUUGGCCUCUGGCUCUAGGCCAGUCAGUAUUAUCAGCAGUAUCUCUGAAGAUCUUGAGUGUUACUCCAGUGCAGCUCCUGUGUCUGAAGUCAGCAUCACACAGUUCCUUCCACUUCCAAAGCUGAGUCUGGAUGACAAACCCCAAGACGAUGGCAGCAGGCGCUCAUCCAUCAGCUCGUGGCUGAGCGAAAUGAGCACGGGCAGUGACGGUGAACAGUCGUGCCACAGCUUCAUAGCCCAGGCGUGCUAUGGGCACGGGGAAGCUAUGGCAGAGCCCCCUGUCUCUGAGUUUGCAAGCACCAUACAAAGUGCCAGCAUGAUUUGUGUAAGUGACAAACAGAAGUCAGUGACUGACAACAUGCUUAUAAUGUCAGAAAUGGGGGAGGAAGCUUUCGGCAAAGUGCCACCCAUCAAAGGCUGUAAAAUAUCAGCUCUAGGCAAAACUACUGUCACAAUCAAAAACACAGCAAGUCUCAGCAGCUGUGAGGGCUACAUCCCAAUGAAGACGAACAUUACCGUGUAUCCAUGUAUUGCUGUUAAUUCCUUCAAAGCUCAAGACACUGAUGAUGCUGUACCAGCUGUGACAGCAGACCCAAAGGCUGUUCAUCCCCAUGAUGGGAAAGAAUCCAUUGCUAAAAAGGUUAUAAAAUUUGAAGACCCUUGGUUGAAGAGAGAAGAAGAUGUUAAAAAGGACAGCUCUGGGAGCAGUGAUGGGCCAAGGCCUGAUACAGUCAUGGUUUCAGCCAAGCCUGAGCACAGCACAAAACAGUCCUCCAUGGACAGGUUUAGCACUAGCAGUGGGGACACCUCUACUUCCCCAGGAUCUGACAGUCUAAAAAGGGUUGUGGAUGGAUGUGAGGUGGCAGCAUCCAGCUCUGCAACCCAAAGCCCUGUUCAUUCCAGUGAUGGCUUGAAGAAUUGUAGCCUCCCUCGAGGGCUCCCAAAGGCAAGCAAGGUGGAGGAAUCUGAUAGUCAUCUCCAUCCCACUUUUACUGACAGCAGUGGAGUCAAUUCUCCUGCCCUUCCCCAGUUUUCUAGGGCUAGUCUUGACAAGAAAAUGGCCUCUCCCAAACACUGCAUACUCACUCGUCCCAAAGGGACCCCUCCUCUACCACCUGUGAGAAAGUCAAGCUUGGAUCAGAAGAAUAGAGCCAGCCCCCAGCACAGUGCAGCCAACAGCACCACGAGCAGUCCCUCCAGCCAGCCUGUGUCCUUCCUGGCCAGCUUCCCCGAGGAGCAGAAUGCCAAACUAAAAGGCCCUGGCAUAGACAGCAGCAUCAACAACAGCAGCAGCAAGCUCUUCAGUGCCAAACUGGAGCAGCUUGCCAGCAGGACCAACUCCCUAGGGAGGUCCACAGGAAGCCACUAUGAGUGUUUGUCGCUGGAAAGAGCAGAAAGUCUGUCCUCUGUGAGCUCCAAAAUGAGCCCUGGCAGAGACACCACCAUGCCUAGGGCUGGAAGGAGCCUCAGCCGCAGUGCCAUGUCCUCACCCACCAACUCGGGCCUCUCCCAGUCGGCAGGUGCUUCCCCAAAAGCCAGCCAGUCCAAGAUCUCUGCUGUCAGCAAGCUCCUGCUGGCAAGUCCCAAGGCCCGCAGCCUCUCUGCCUCUGCCACCAAAACACUCAGCUUCUCCACCAAGUCUCUGCCUCAGUCCAUGGGGCAGAGCUCCAGUUUGCCCCCAAGUGGGAAGAACAUGUCCUGGUCAAUGCAGUCCCUCAGCAGAAGCCGGGGCUCCAGCCUUGCUUCCAAAUUGCCCCUUCGAGCUGUCAAUGGGCGGAUUUCAGAGCUGCUCCAAGGGAGCACCAGUGCCAGAGGCGUUCAGCUGCCGGGAAGCCUGGAGACAGAGGAGCGUGGGGGCCUUCCUGGAGAUGAGAAGCCAGCUGUUCACAUGCUGCCUUCCCCCUACAGCAAGAUCACCCCUCCUCGGAAGCCGCACCGCUGCAGCAGUGGCCACGGCAGCGACAACAGCAGCGUCCUGAGCGGGGAGCUGCCCCCUGCCAUGGGGAAAACAGCCCUCUUCUACCACAGUGGGGGCAGCAGUGGCUACGAGAGCAUGAUGAGGGACAGCGAGGCGACGGGCAGCGCCUCCUCAGCACAGGACUCCAUGAGCGAGAACAGCAGCUCUGCCAGCGGCAGGUGCCGCAGCCUCAAAACCCCAAAGAAACGACUGAAUGCAGGUUCCCAGAGGAGGAGGCUCAUUCCGGCUCUAUCCCUUGACACUGCCUCCCCAGCAAGGAAGCCAGCCAGCAGCCCCGGGGUGCGCUGGGUGGAUGGGCCGCUGCGGAGCGGGCAGAGGGGGCUGGGGGAGCCCUUUGAGAUCAAAGUCUAUGAGAUAGAUGACGUGGAGAGGCUCCAGCGACGGCGAGGUGGGGACAGCAAGGAGGUGAUAUGUUUCAAUGCCAAGCUGAAAAUCCUGGAGCAUCGCCAGCAGAGAAUCGCUGAGGUCAAGGCCAAGUAUGAGUGGUUAAUGAGAGAACUGGAGGUGACCAAACAGUACCUGAUGCUGGAUCCUAAUAAGUGGCUCAGUGAAUUUGAUCUGGAGCAGGUAUUUGAGCUGGAUUCUCUGGAAUACCUGGAGGCCCUGGAAUGUGUGACUGAGCGUUUGGAAAACCGUGUCAACUUCUGCAAGGCCCAUCUCAUGAUGAUCACCUGUUUUGACAUCACCUCCAGACGCAGAUAAAGGAUGAACCUCAAGAGAAUUUCAAUGCACAUCUCUGCCAUCCUCCUUUUCCCUUCCAAACAGCAUCCCAAAGACAAAAGAAUGAGGAUGAAGGUUGGAGUCAAGUCUCAGCUGUGUGUAUGAGAGAUUUGCUAUACUAUACAGAGGAGUAGUAUUAAAAAAACAAACAGAACAAGCAUGGAAAAUGGAGAUAGAAGGUUGUUGAUACUCUUAGCCUAAAAGAGCACUUUGUGGAACCUUUUAAGGACAUGUCUGUAAAUAAGAACUGCUGGCAGAAGACACUUCUUUCCCUGCAUUAGCUGAGGAAGGAGGAAAGGUGGUUGUGGGACUUCCAUUGAGAGGUUCAUUAAAAGAAAACCUAUCCAGAAAAACUGUUCAAGUGCCUUGCAAAUCUUUGUUAUCCAAACAUUUAUGUUCAUACUUUAUUGUGUACAGAUGGUGCUAGUCAAGAAAAGAAAAAGGAAAAAAAAAAACAAAUACACUUUUGAAAUGUAUUUACAGCUUGUUUUUCUCUUGGUGUUUUCUCCUAUUUCAGACUUGCUGUUUCUAAGUAACUUGUGUUUGUAGAGAUAUUUCCUAAUCAGUACAACAUAUGAAUAAAUGUUAACUGUCUUUUCUUGUUACCAGAGUAAGGCCACUCAAAGAGAAAUUCAGCUUUCCCAGAUGACACAAACAUAUUUCUAGCAGAGAAUAAGGUUUGUUUAAAUGCUGUUCUGUACUCUCUUAUAUGCUGGAGAACACCAUCAUUUUCCCAGCCUGUUUUGCAGUGUAUGAGAGAAGUGACAUUACUGUGAAGUAAAUAUCUUUUCAAUUUGAUCCAACCCCCAUAACUUGUUUUCUUGUUCAUAUAUGUUUUGCUUUGUACUGGCUGGAGUUAUGAAUGAGGAGGUACUUUUAUCCUAACCCCUUUUCCUAGUGCUAGUAACUUGCUGGAAAAUUGUCCUCUAGGCUAAAGGUUCCCAUGUUUAUCAGUCCAAAAAUGAGUGAUUUGUUCUUUCUUGAGACUAUGACUGAUGACAUUUAGCUUCACCUCUUUACAAUCUAUACCACUGCAAGACAUCUGAUCCCUGGCCCAGUGUGUCCACACUCACAGAUGUACCUGAGGAGUGCAGGCUCUGCUCAGCUCAGCACAUCUGGAAAUAAAGCAAAUGAGUAGAUACAGCACUUCAAGCAUGUUGGCUGUGGCAUCUUUACUAAUCCUCAGUACCUGAAGCCAUGGCAAAAUUCGCAUUGACAUCAAAAGGACAAGGGUCAGCACCUCCCUAUACAUCCAGUUAUUUUACUAGUUGGCCUCUUUAUCUACAAAACAGUUUGUGGGAAGUAACAUCCUUUGUAUUUCAUAAGCAAAUGUGCAAAACUGGAUUUUAAUUACACAUGAGCAUGAAGAAUAAUUUUGUGGAAUUAGGUUUCUUAUUCCUCUAUACUGAAAUAAGCACAUUCAGAAAAUUUCCUCUCUCACAUACAUUUGUGCUACCCUUCUAUUUCUUAUGAGGAAAUAAGACUAUCAUUUAAAUAUACUCAAAAUGCAUCAAUUAACUGCUUACCUAAGUGCAACUCUUCUUUCCCUGCACCAUUGUAUCAAUUCCAUCUUACAAUACCCCAAUGGUAAAAUAAUACUAGUUGAUUUUCUAGUGGUUAGGUGAACAGAAAGGUUUUUAAAAAAAGUAGAAGUAACAUUUGUAUAGUUUUAUUUUCUUUUAGUGCUCUACAACCUGUAAUAACAACUUUUACUCAUUCUAUUGCCUUUGUCACUGGAUUUUGUAGAAAAUUCUAUUUACAAUCUAUAGGAUUACUUGGAAAGGAAAAAGGUCCUGGAUGAAAGUCACUUUAUAGUCUGUUCCGCAGCAAUUUCCUAUCACGAAAGUUAUAUUCUAAGAAAGUAUUAAAGACAUAUCCGUUUCUCUCAGAAAAAAACCCCAACCAACUCUGAAAAUCCCCCCAAACAAUGCAAUUUAUCUGGCUUUCUUCUCUUUAUAGCAAUUUUGAUAGCAGUUACUGUGUAUUGGUUCUUUGGAGGCCAUCUCUUCUCUGCAGGGCCCCACAGACUGAGUACAGCCGCAGAGAUCCAAGGAAAUCAUCCCUGCACAGUCUAUGAGUUACACAGGAGUGGUGAUGUUUCCAUAAACCAAGUGGACAUAUUUCAGAGCAACUGUAAAAUACCUAUUGCAUGUAAUAUUCCUCACCCACAGUAACUCAAUUAUUCAUUGAUGCUCAAUUUGGUACUUCUGCAGCUUAGGAAGAAUUGCAAAAACAUUUGUACCUAGCCAUUGUUUUAAAGAGUAAGAGCAUAUGUUCACCCUGUUAAUCACAAUGGACAAAAAUUGAUCCCUGAAACCAAAUUGAUUGAUAGUGCCAGGGAUGAAUUUAGCAUACUAAAAAAUAUGUACUAAUUGAGCAGAAUUGCAGUACUUACAAAUAUUUUAUUUCUGUGGACCUAAUUAGAGUGUCCAUCAACUCCCAUAAUAUACUAGUAUUCAUGUUCUAAAAUCCAUAUGCAUUCUUGACUUUCUGUCAUUUCAUUUCAGAAUUUGCCACUAUGUUUUAAAGAAUUGUGAUGGCUUAAUACAAAAGAAAGGAUGCAAAAAUUUGUGGAGAUUUGACAUGAUAAAACAUUAUCGUCUUGAAAACAGAUUUUUACUUCAAAAUUGAUAUUACUAUAACUCAAGUAUUUGGAAAACACAUUAAGAAUUCAGGACUUUAUUAUGAAAUUAUCUCAGUUUGCAGUAGCCAGCAUUUUAGAGAAGAUGCAUAUACUUCUGCAAGUCAUCCAGGAGGCCCCAUUCUUUAAGGCAUUGCCAGCAUAGUGCUGUUUUUAUGCUGAUUUUUUAAAAGGCAUGAUGUAGCUUGAAAUACACAAGAGCAACACGAAUGUAAUGCCUAAUCAUUUUCACAUUCAGAAAUCAAUCUUAUUUCCCUGGGACAGCUUCAGCAGGAAACAGCAGUGUUAAUGUAAUUAGGUUUGAAGGUUAAUUCUUUGUUUGCAUGUGUCACAGGAGAUCGCCGCUCUUCAUUGUCAGGCUGAGAAAACUGUGGAACACCAGCACUGCUCCACAUCCCCUCCAGCACCUGGGGGCGCUUCCUGGGAACUGCUGCUCUUGCCAUAUGGGAACCUUAUCCAUACAAGGGACAGGAGUUGCUCUAGAGCCAUAAAUUCAAGUGUAACCAUAGGCUGGAGACUUUGCUGUGCUUAGGGUGAUUCAGACAUCUUUCUUGUCUGUGUUAGCUCUCCCAGCAGGGAGAAGCUGCUCUGGCUCUGGGAGCUGGGUCAAUUUGUACUCUGAAUGGUGUGGGAGAGCCGUAAUUCCUGGUACAUUUGUCACACAUCUGUUCUUUUGCCAUGCAUGCCUUGCAUUUGCCUCAAAACAAUUCCUUGUCAAGUCAUUCAGAUCUAAGUAAUCCAAAGCAUUACUUUACAGAAGGACAAAGAAGGAAACUAAUAGUUCCCUUUCUUAGGUUUUCUUCUCAUCUCACCUCCUCUGACAAAACCAAGGCACAAUUGCAUAAGGAAUCAAAAGAGUUAUUACA
Melospiza georgiana is the source of this 9486-nucleotide messenger RNA. It is a transcript of the gene KIF26B, whose product is annotated as kinesin family member 26B. Gene Ontology annotation, molecular function: microtubule binding; ATP binding; microtubule motor activity. The transcript has 14 exons. Gene Ontology annotation, biological process: microtubule-based movement. The record is from RefSeq and is a predicted model, not a curated record. Bases 1 to 5961 code for a protein of 1986 amino acids. Lineage: Eukaryota; Metazoa; Chordata; Aves; Passeriformes; Passerellidae.